This is a messenger RNA of Chlamydomonas reinhardtii, 3542 nucleotides long. RefSeq lists its product as uncharacterized. Bases 29 to 667 code for a protein of 212 amino acids. Gene Ontology annotation, molecular function: glycerophospholipase activity. Gene Ontology annotation, cellular component: membrane; cell periphery; endoplasmic reticulum. Gene Ontology annotation, biological process: ceramide biosynthetic process; sphingolipid catabolic process. Lineage: Eukaryota; Viridiplantae; Chlorophyta; Chlorophyceae; Chlamydomonadales; Chlamydomonadaceae. The record is from RefSeq and is a predicted model, not a curated record. The transcript is spliced from 2 exons.
ACAGACCUCCUCCUGGGACACAGUUGCCAUGGUGGCUGCAGCCGUACCGCCUGCCCAUGCGCAGGACACCUGGGCAUACAACUCGGCUUUCACCUCCGCGGCCCGCACUGGCGCGCCCCUGCCCAUCCUGCAGCUCCUCCAUGACCGUGGCGCUCGCAUCGACCUUGACGCCAUCGCCAUGGGCGGCAGCGAACACGCUAUGCAAUGGGCAUACGACCUUCUCCUACAGCAGGGGCACCAACAAGUGCAGUCUGCCGGCGCAUGGACCGGUGCCAUUCUCCUGGGCCCACCUGACGCUCCCUCCAGUUUCUCCAGUGCCGUGAAUUUCGCACUCUGGGCCCGCAACCUGCCAACCCUGCGCGUCCUGCGCGCCACACCUGACGGCAUGGCCGUUGCAGCCACUCCCACCGCGCCCGGCAACGCACUUGCAGACACGUUCGGUCCUCCCAUCAUCACCAACACGUCUGACGUGGCGUGGAGCGUGUACGGCCACGGAUUCGAAGUCGUGCACCUGUGGGAGGCCUGGCACGCGCCCGUUUCCAUAGAUGAAUGGCGGCGCCUGCAUGCUGCUCUGCUGCACAUGAUGCACUCUCGCCAUGGCGCAUCACCCGACGUCAUCAACGUGCUCCCGUAUCAGCUUGCGUGGGUACUAGCGCACGUGCCCUAAGCAACGCCAGCUGUGCUUGCAUCUGUACGUGAUUGUUUCACCACGACUUGCAACAAGGAAGACGUAGGCCUCGCACAUCAAUGACGGCUGUUGACCACAGAUCAUCACAAGCGCUGAGGUCGCGAUCUUGUUAUAGCUGUUGUUGUUACACUGUUGCAUGUGUUCAUAGUCUGCCUCACGGAUGGACACCACCAUAGAAGCGCUAAUGAUGUUGGGGGCGGUCGUUAUGUUUGCCUUGACCGAGCGCUAGAAGUAGUCGCAUAUGGUAACAACGCUCAAAGGGCUGUAUCUAUGCGUGUUGAGUGUUGACGGCGGGAGACAGGGAUUCCCCUAACGGGAAAGUGGAAUUAGGUGAGCAGGACACACCAAGGAGUGGGCGUAUCGUGUCAGUGUUGACAUUGUGCGAGUCAGGGGCGGAGCCCCCGAAACAUGAAGCAGUGGCAGAAAUAGAAAUAGAAAUAAAUACACCCUGCCGUAGGCAAGUGGUGUGGAUUAAGGGAGUGGGGGGAGAUGAGGAGGUGGGCCCGACCCACCUCCUGUACGCCCCCACUACCGAGCAUUUGGCGGCGGGCGGGCGUGCAGGCUAGGCCUGCGCCCCGCCGGGAUGCUACAUCCCUUCUGGGUUGCCGGUUGGCAGUCCCCGUUCGAGGCGCCGUCGGGUCAGGACUAUGUGGUUGAGGGUGGCGACUGCGUGGUCGUGUAGGGUGUCGCAGCACUGCCUCGCUUUGUGGGAGGUGACGCCCAGGGAGGUGAGGAGGGGGUGGAGAUCUUUGUGGAUUGUACCUGCAAACCCGAGGCUGAUGGCACUCUGUGGGGUGUAUUGCACUUUCCAUCCCGCUUCCCGCAGGUCGGCUGCAAGGGCCUGGUGCUGUUGUGCUUUUUCGUGUUGCUUGGCGGCGUGGUUCGUGUCGGCGGUGUAUCCUGCUUCGAUGAUGUGGAUGGUGUCGUGUUCGCUGGGCAGCACUACAAAGUCUGGGUUUAGGGCUGCGGCGAGGGAGAUGGAAGGAAUUAGUAGGAUGUCGGGGCGGUAGUGGAGGUGGCGUCCUGCUGGUUUGCCCUCCUGGUCGGGGAGCAGCCAUGGCGGCAAGCGGUUGUCAGCCGCGUAGUCUGGCAGGUCGGCUUUAGACGUGGCGUCCAUUACCAUGUAGCAGCCGCCGCAGUCACCGCGGGAGAUGGCUCGUGCGAUGGCCUGGACUGCAGUGUUGUGUCGUUUAAUGUACAUUGCACGGAGUUGGGGGUUGUGGCAGCCUCCCAGUAUGUGGCCGCCGGAGUCGGGUCCGCGGCAGAGUGGGCAUGGGGCGGGGGUAUCGGGGCCAGCGCGGGGGGCUCGGCGGCCUGUAACUGUGCGGCCGAAGCGGGCUGCGAGUUUGUUGUUCCACAGUUGCCCGUAUAAGUAGUCCAUGCAGCGUUUGGCCUUGCGGUGUCGGCCUGAUUGCAGGUUCAGGGUUCGGGUGCUGGAUUUGAUAUCCAGGUCUGGGAUGGCGUUGGCUACGAAACCAGUGUAGAGGGUUUCGCGGGUGUGGCCUUGGGCGAUGUGCGGGGCUGCGAGCGUGGCGAUGCCGCGGUUGAGGUCAUGCGCGUAGUGUCCUUCGUUCUUCUCUCGUGGCACCCCUUCCACAGUCGGUUUGAUAGUUUUACGUAUCCAGUAGUAUUUACUACGCGGGUCGUUAUCGGACUCCUCGACCAGCCACUCGGCCCCGGGCAUCUCUUCUCCCUUGGCGGUUUUCACCGCCGCCUGAUCUGCGAGUUCAUUGUACGUGAUCCCUGAAUGUGCUUUGACCUUGAGGAGGUUUGUCCGACGGCCGGCGUGGGAGCGGCGUUUCAGGAGCGCGAGGAUGUUAUCCAGCAGCGCUUUGUGUUUGCUGAAGGUAAGGAGUUGGGGCUGGUUGAUUGUUUUGCGGAUGAGGAAUAACGACGCAGCGGAGUCGGUGUAAACUGUGACUUCGGGGAGCGCUUGCACUUCGUCGAGCUUGAGCACUUGGUGUAUGGCCGAGAGCUCGCAUCUUGUUAUGGUGUUGCAGCCGUGUUGUCCAGGGUUGACGUCGAUCUGAUACGUUUGGGACGUGCGGGCAUCGAUCGCUGCGGCCCCCCACGCGCUGGGCUGACCAAGGGCGUCUUUCUGUACUGAGCCAUCGGUGUAGAAGCCUUCGCGGGGAUUAAGGCGUAGGGGUUGGGUGGCCGCGAACGGGGCCAGGGUGGCUGGCGUGGCCGGUACGGGAGGGGGUGUUACUCGGGGGGCUGCCGGGCGGGUGCGGGUCAUCCGGCGGACCUGUUUGGUCACCCACCGUGUGUGGGCCCAGGUGAGUUGGGGCUGCGGUUCGACGGGCAUGCCUGAGAGGUAUAGAGACGUGCCUAGGGCGUCGCGUAUGGACUGGGCAAGUCGGGCUCCGGGUGUAUUGCUGACCAGCACCAGGUCAUGUUUUAGGGUGAUGCCUGCGUCGUUGUGGAUCUGGCCGAGAAGGGCGUGUGUUGCUGUGGCGGAAAUGCUGCCAAGGAGUGUGACUCUGGGGUGGGCGAGGUAUCGUGUGUAUGGCGCGUUGCGUUGGGUGGGGAGGAUGAUCAGCGUGGCAGUGGUUGGCGGGUUGCGGGUGUUUGUAAGGGUUUCGGUGUGUUCGGCCCAUGCCAGUGCCCAUCGGACCGCGUGUGCUCCGUCUUCGGUGUUGGGUUCGGGGUAGGCGACAGCAAUUCCAUCCCAUGGCUGGGAGUACGCGUCAUAGUUGGCCCCAAAGAGCAUGUCUUCUUCGUACAGUGUGUAGUAGGUGGUGGCGGCUUCCGAGACGUUAAGGGGUGAUGCGAAGAGCUCUGUUGUGCUGCCUAUUGCCGUGUGCAGGGUUUGUGUCAAUCCGUCGCACAGAAUGCGUUCUCCUUUUUCAGU